GUCGGGAGAACAUUUCUCUGAGAAAGCGAGCUCUCAGGUCCUGCUGCUGGUGAUCAUCUGUCCGGUGGAACUAAGCGGGCAAGGCCUUUUUGUCCUGGCAUCUCCUGAGUGGGAGCAAUCCUUGGACGCAUCCAGUAUUGGAGGUCCUGGAUAUAGGAAAUAUGAAUGACUGGCAGAGGAAAAGCCCUCUAGACUGGGAAACGUAUGUGAACAAAUUGGUGAAAGUUGUUGCUGUUGAGAAACAUGAAUAUGAAGGAUGGGUUUUAACAGUUGACCCAAUUUCUGCCACCAUUGUCCUUGCAACAUUCCCAGAGAACGAGAAAGGGUCCCUAUCAUUCAUUAUGGGCCACGCCAUCCAAGAGGUCGAAAUACUGCAGGAAGUGGACAGUGACAUGAAGCAGCGCCUCGCUCACAUCUCCGCACCCGAGGAAAGCCAAGCCUAUAGCCCGGAGGAGCUGGAGAAGAGGAAGAACGCCUUGAAGACUUGGCUGGAGACAAACCAUAUCCCCGUGGUCGAGCAGGGGGAGCAGGGCAGGACGCUGAGCGUGGCGGGGGUGCUGACCAUCGAGCCCCCGUACAGCCCCGAGCAGUGCAGCAGCGCCAACGAGAUCAUCCUGUCCCGCAUGCAGGGCUUGCUGCAGGGCUACCUCGACCAGCAGCCCCCAAGCCCUGCUGAGGAAGCCUUUUGUCUCUAGGAACGCUCCUGCUUUAGGAACUCUCUGUUUUUAGAACUCUCCUGGGCAUCACUAUUCACUAUUUGCAGAAAUGCUACGUUUUGGGUACUUUUGUCUUGACUUUUUUGUGCGUAAAGAAAGGGAUAAAAGAAGAAGUAUAAACUCAAAGCACAAGCAUUUUUUCAUGCGCUGUUUUUAUUAGAAGCAAAGCUGUUGGAUAAUGCUGAUGUAUUAAACUGAUUUGUCAGUUCAACUUGUCAGUUUAGAAUUUUUGUAACAGUAUUGUAUAAGAUGAUAUAGAAUACAUUUACUGUUCUCCCUUUAAAACUAGUUUAAUUAUCUAGUGCUGAAGGCAUGUUUAUUUGAACUGCAUACCAGAUUUUUUUCUUUUCUUUUUUUUUUUUUUAAUAAAGAGAAUUACGACAUCUGUACUUCCCAAACCAAAUUUUAAAAAAUGUUCAUAAAGCUGUUUUGAUUUGUUGCUUUUGU
This is a messenger RNA of Sturnus vulgaris (Common starling), 1163 nucleotides long. It is a transcript of the gene GEMIN6, whose product is annotated as gem nuclear organelle associated protein 6. Gene Ontology annotation, cellular component: nucleus; SMN complex. Lineage: Eukaryota; Metazoa; Chordata; Aves; Passeriformes; Sturnidae. Gene Ontology annotation, biological process: spliceosomal snRNP assembly; spliceosomal complex assembly. The record is from RefSeq and is a predicted model, not a curated record.